This is a messenger RNA of Amborella trichopoda, 1198 nucleotides long. Its product is annotated as replication protein A 32 kDa subunit A. NCBI's taxonomy places the organism in Eukaryota, Viridiplantae, Streptophyta, Magnoliopsida, Amborellales, Amborellaceae. Gene Ontology annotation, biological process: DNA replication; double-strand break repair via homologous recombination; nucleotide-excision repair. Gene Ontology annotation, molecular function: single-stranded DNA binding. Gene Ontology annotation, cellular component: DNA replication factor A complex; chromosome, telomeric region; site of double-strand break. The record is from RefSeq and is a predicted model, not a curated record.
AAUAUUUGGAUAGAUAUCGGUGGGCACUACUGUAACUAUGACCAAUUGGACAAAAACAGUUGGCGGGAACAUUUCCCGCGCCCAAUAGACACACCUGCUCAUCAAUUUCUCUCUAGGGUUCAACUCCAGUCCCAAUUUUUUUAAAGGGAGAGAGACUGAAAAAGGCAUUUAACAUUCAAUUUCGUUCUCCAUUUUAGAGAGAGGGGGAAAGAUAGAGAUGUCAAGCCAGUUUGAUGGAUCAUCACUCUUUGGAGGGGGAGGCUUCAUGCCAUUCGAGUCCACUCAAUCCACACAACAUUCUCCCUCUUCAUCCAGGGGUCGCGGGGUUAGCGCUUUGCUUCCUUGCACAGUGAAGCAGUUAAGUCGAAUAUUUGCAGGUGAUAGUUCAAGCAUUGGCAUUGAUGCCAUUGAAUCAGACACUAUCAGGCUUGUUGGAAUGGUAGUUAAGAAAGACGAAAGGGUCACAGAUGUGCAAUUCGCUCUGGAUGAUGGCACUGGAAAGAUAGAUGUACAUAGAUGGAUCAAUGAUGCUGCAGUAAAGAGAUGGAAGUGGUGCAGAAUGGAAAAUAUAUCCGUGUCAUUUGUCAACUUAAAAGUUUUCAAGCUAAAAGGCAUGCGGAAGCUUUAUCUGUCAGGCCUGUUACAGACUUCAACGAAGUUACAUGCCACUUCUUGGAGUGCUGUUAUGUACAUAUGCACAACACUAGGCAUCUGGGUGGGUCUUCUCAGCCGCAAACAAGCUCAGUGAACAUAGCUCAUGGAAAUGGACCCCUUGGACAUGGUACUCCUAUCCAAGCCCAAUUUAGUGGACGCUCAGCCCCAGUUGGAUCUGAUGAAGAUAUUUGCAACAGGGUUAGGAUUGUCUUCAUGGACCCUGCAGCCCUUGAAAAUGACGGACUACAUGUGGAUGAAGCUGCACGUAGACUACCUGGCAUACCUAAAGAAAGAAUAUUGAAGGUGAUUGGCUUCUUGGCAGAUGAGGGAGAAAUCUAUUCGACCAUCAAUGAAUCAGUUUACAGGUCUGCUGUCAAUGGGUGAUGUGCAGAGACCGACACCAUAUUUGGAAGUACAAAGCAUAGGAAAUGUUGUAUAAAUUGAUAUUUAGUGGAAUAGUAACUUCUCUCUUCCGAGCUUCCAUAUCCUUGAGAAGACUGGUCUUGAUUAAUGCAUUAGGACAGAAAUGCUUCUGCUUUUGGGA